Lycium barbarum (goji berry) is the source of this 923-nucleotide messenger RNA. Its product is annotated as glyoxylase I 4-like. The record is from RefSeq and is a predicted model, not a curated record. The coding region runs from base 111 to 785 and encodes 224 amino acids. The transcript is spliced from 3 exons. NCBI's taxonomy places the organism in Eukaryota, Viridiplantae, Streptophyta, Magnoliopsida, Solanales, Solanaceae.
CUAAAGGAGUAUUCAUUCAUUAAUUUCUAUCAACCUGUUACAACAUUAGCUCUACACCUAAGAGUGUGAAAGGGAGGAAUAUAACUCUUUAGGGUAAAUAAGAAGGAAGAAUGGGAAAAGAGAUAGUGAGAGCUGAAUCAGGUGAUGAGUCAACCUUCAAAUGGUCAUCAAAUUCAUCAUCAACUACAUCUUCCUUAUUGUUUGAUCAAGAAGACUAUAGGAUGCCUUUGUUGGCAUUGAACCAUGUUUCCUAUGUUUGCAAGUCUGUUCCCAAAAGUGUCAAAUUCUAUGUGGAAGUUCUUGGCUUUGGUCUCAUUCAGAGGCCUUCUUCUUUCGAAUUUGAAGGAGCUUGGUUGUUCAAUCACGGAAUUGGAAUACAUUUGUUAGGAAAAAAAGAUGCACCAUCAAAGCAUGGGAAAAUAAACCCAAAAGACAAUCACAUUUCAUUCCAAUGCUCAGAUAUGAACCUUAUUAUUCAUAGAUUGGAUGAGAUGAAGAUUGAGUAUGUUACAGCUACUGUGAAGGAUGGUGGAAUCACAGUGGAUCAACUAUUCUUCCAUGACCCAGAUGGCAACAUGAUUGAGAUAUGCAAUUGCCAAAAUAUACCAAUUCUUCCAAUUUCCUCUUGCCCUCUCAGGAAGCUCUCCAAUCUUCCAACGUUUAACCAAAAAACAAUGCCUAAUUCCUUUUACGGGAAUGGAACCAGUAAGAAGAAUUGCUUAGGAGAAAUGGAAUAUCAAAUGAUGGAGAGCUUAGCCAUGAAUAUGAUGGACAUUUCAUUUUGAAUAUUUAUGUAUAUCUUGUAUCUAGUCUUUAACUUUUUACCUAAUUAUCAAUUAAAGAAACACAGAAAUUUCAUUUGCUUAUAUAAUAGAGGUUCAUUCUACUGUUGCCACUUCAUAGAUUAAUAAAACCAUUUUUCA